Molecule: messenger RNA, 3170 nt
Organism: Neopsephotus bourkii (Bourke's parrot)
Lineage: Eukaryota; Metazoa; Chordata; Aves; Psittaciformes; Psittacidae
Product: zinc finger protein 79-like
Exons: 5
Coding region: 183-1328 (381 amino acids)
Biological process (GO): regulation of transcription by RNA polymerase II
Molecular function (GO): RNA polymerase II cis-regulatory region sequence-specific DNA binding; DNA-binding transcription factor activity, RNA polymerase II-specific
Source: RefSeq, a predicted model, not a curated record
CUUUGCCUGCCUUGCUUCCUUACCUUGCCAAGCUGCACCCCGGUGGGCAUUAAACCCUGUGGAGAAAAGCUCGCACUUCUACAGGGGAACACUGCCCAUUCUCAGAGCCGGCACGAUGCCCUAUUUACACUCUGUGCCACACAGGCGAUGAGCAAAACAGCCCCACUCACAGCAACGCCUUGAUGGAGCCAAUGAUAGAGUCGGUAUUCGCUGUCCUCCAGGAGGCUGGGAAGAAUGACAUUGCAGGAUAUACAGGGGACUGCAUUUUGAAUAACUACGAGGAAGAGGAAGGAAUCCCUGAAGAGCUUAAGCAAGAUGUACUGCCUCAGCUACCAGAAGCCCACAGCCCAGACAUGGGGCCAGCCAGUCUGCAAAGGCAGCAGGAGGAAGCCUGUAACAGCCCCUUUCACCAAAAAAGAGGCUUCAGGAAACCCACCCUCAUUACUGAUAGCCAGAAAGCACUCACAGAAGAGAAACCCUGCAAGUGUACAGAAUGUGGGAAGGGCUUUAAGGGGUGUUCCAGGCUCCUGAACCACAUGCGAACCCACACGAGAGUGCAGAAGUUUAAGUGUGUAGAAUGUGGGAAGAGCUUCAGCAGGAAGGCCAGCCUAGUGUCGCACCAGAGAGUCCAUACAGGGGAGAAGCCCUACAAAUGCAAAGAAUGUGAGAAAACCUUUGGCCAUGCCUCAAACCUUACCGCUCACCGUAAAACCCACACAAAAAAGAAAGCCUUUUCCUGCACCACAUGCAGGAAAAGCUUCAGUGGCAGUGCAGCUCUCUUCCACCAUCAGAAAGCCCAUAUGGAUGAGAAGAAGUUCUUUAGGUGUACCGAGGGUGGAAAUAGCUUCCGUCUGUACUCCAACUUCAUCAAACAUCAGGGGACUCAUUUAAGAGAAAGAGCCAGUGAACAGACAGCAGAUGCAAACCGUUCUGGAUUUACAUCUCUUCAUCAUAAAGAAGAGCAAGGUUGUGGUGCAGGGGAACCUGAGACAGUUCACUUGAAUCUUGUUCUUGAAGAGUUGCAGAAAAUGAGGGAAAAUAUGGAUAUGCUUCUUCUAAAUCAGCAAAGUCAGCUGCAGGUCCUGCAAGAAAUUCAGAAACAACUGACCAUACUUCUCUCAGGCAAUGAUCUCAUUAAUUCAACUGUUUGUACUUUACGACUUCUUCUAGAACGGCAGGCAGCUGCAGCAGCAUCUCUUUUAUUUCCCCUUCUUAAUCCCAGCAGUUUUCCCCCUGAAAAUGCCAGUCUCUUAUCCCAGUCAUCACCUGGAAGUCUGCCUCCCACUCCCUGCUCAGUCUCUCAAAAUCCUGCCUCUUCUACAGCUUGAUCAGCUUUGUGCUGUGAAUGUAUCCAAUGUAGACAAAUGUGGCUAUUGUUUUGUGCUGUUUUGUCAUUCAAACAUAUUAUCUCUUGUGUUGUAAUGUUGAAAUUGUAGUAGCUGUGAAGAUGCUGACCAUACACUCAAACCUGGAAAGAUACAUGCCUUGGAUCCAUCAGCAAACAACAGCUGGCCAAAUCCACUGCCCAUUCAUUUGUUGUGGCAUGCAGACAUUUUGACCAGUAAUGUGUUUUGUCAGGACAGCUCAAGAUCUUUUAUCACUGGGGUGUAGUUAAGUGCUACAUCCUUAUAUAAGAUGAUGCAUAAAACUUAAGCGUAUUUUUCUACCUGGUACGCCUUCAGUAUGUACUUGGGCAAUUGAACCUCUCCUAACAAGCUGAAGCUGAUGAUAAAAUCAUCAGGGGUGCUUUAAGCAGCUCCUAGUAAGUCUGAUUCAUGUAGAAGUAAGCAACGUGUAAGAAGUUCAAUUUAACUGCACUUCUGUUCCCAGCAUCCAUUUGUGAAAGGUUCCUUCAUUCAGGAAGGCUUUAGAUUAGGUGACUAUAGCUGUGUUUUAGGCCAGCAUCACUACUGAAACUGCAAAAAGUAUUUUAUGGAUUUUUGCUUAAAAUUAACAAACUCCCACCCCUCUCUUCCCCCCCCCCCCAAGCCCUAAACCAAACAAAAACCCACCAACCAAAAAAAUAAAACCAACCCCAAACAAACCACCACCCCACCCCCCCAAAAAACCCCAGACCCAAAACCUCAACACAAUACCACCAUUCAGGUCUACUUUGCUUGUUAAAAGUUUGAGGAAAAGCCAGGUUGGUUUAUAGAACACUUGUUCUUUUGUUCAAAGGUGGACUUGCUUGAGUCUCUUUUUUAUGUGUGCUGUUACAUCCUGUUUGGAUUAUUAUUACAAAUUGUUAACUACAGUGUGUUAGUUCACUGAUGUUAGGACUUGGUAAAUAAUUACCUGUUGGGGAGGAGCACUGGAAAGCUCAGGUGCACCAUCUUGUCUGCAGAGGAGAUGGUGAUGUUUAUUUUUUGCUUCUGUUCCUGCAGGACUCUGAUAUGGGUCCCUUUAAAGCUAAUAAGUGUAGGGUUUUAAGAAGUGUUAGUUCUUUCUACCCCUUUUUUUUCUCUCAGUGACUCAGGCUAGUAGCAGUGUCAGAGCCUUUGAGUGCCAAAAAGCUAAGUGUGACUUAAUCUGACAACAGUUGGGAUAAAGAAAUUUAGGGGCUAUGCCAAAGUCUUUCUCUUGAACUGACAUUGUGUUUGUGGGUUGUUGGUUUUGUGUUUUUUUUAUUUUGGUAAAAGGACUGUUAGUAAUUACUAAAAUCAGAUUUAGAUUACAAGAAUGGGAAGCAUUUCUUCUCCUAACAAGUUGUCUUGUUGGUGACAGUGCAGUGAUGUCAGAUUUUGGUCCAAAGAUAAAAGUCUGUGGGAUGAUGCGUGACUCUCUUUCUCUAUGUGUGCACACAGACUGUGAAAAUUACACACUGGUUCUUAUUAUGUAGGAUUUUGUAUUAGCCUUAACUCAGUAGGAUAUUCAUCUAAGCCAGACUGAGAGACCUUAAAGGGCAGUCUUCUGGUGUGAAUUUGUACUGAAGUGUUUGGUGUGUGUUUUCCCCUCAGUUGAGCAUAUUAAUUGUGUGGCUCUAGACUUAAAAGCUCCAAUAACAGUUGCUGAUGUUCUAUGGAAACUGUAGGAUGCCUGCCAUUCAUAAUUUCUUGAACGUUUAAUGUAAUUUUGCUUAGAAGCUGAAUCCCCUCUUCAAAGCAAAGUUUUGUAUUGUAGUGUUUUUUAAGAUGUUCAGUAUUAAAAUGAUGUGUUUUUGUUAGAAAUGA